Aegilops tauschii subsp. strangulata is the source of this 1584-nucleotide messenger RNA. The record is from RefSeq and is a predicted model, not a curated record. NCBI's taxonomy places the organism in Eukaryota, Viridiplantae, Streptophyta, Magnoliopsida, Poales, Poaceae.
AUGUCGUCCCCGGCAUCCUCCCCGUGCCCCACUGCCCUAUCCCUAAGCCCCCGUGAGCACCUUCCCUCUUCCCUCCCCGUCCCCGUCGUGCGUAGUCACCGCACUCACCACGCCGCCGUCCCGCCACAGCCCGUCGUCCUGCGCCAGUCCCCGCGGCCUCGCGCGGCCCCACGACCCACACGCGCGCACCUCCUUGCUCUGCCUGCUGCCCCGCCGUGCUCCCUGCAGCCUUGCCGAGCCCGCUGCUCUGCCUCCGUCGCCACGGUCCUGCUCCGCCUGCUCGCGCCGGCCGGCUCCCCGCCGCCGUGCUGGCCAUCCUUCGCCCGCCCCGCUCUCCGGCGUCAUAUUUCCAACACGCACGUCGUCCCCGGCAUCCUCCCCGUGCCCCACUGCCCUAUCCCUACGGCCCCCGUGAGCACCUUCCCUCUUCCCUCCCCGUCCCCGUCGUGCGUAGUCACCGCACUCACCACGCCACCGUCCCGCCACAGCCCGCCGUCCUGCGCCAGUCCCCGCGGCCUCGCGCGGCCCCACGACCCACGCGCGCGCACCUCCUUGCUCUGCCUGCUGCCCCGCCGUGCUCCCCGCAGCCUUGCCGAGACCGCUGCUCUGCCUCCGUCGCCACGGCCCUGCUCCGCCUGCUCGCGCCACCCGGCUCCCCGCCGCCGUGCUGGCCAUCCUUCGCCCGCCCCGCUCUCCGGCGUCUGGCCGCGUCGGCUGCGCCCACCGCGGCCUCGCCCUCCUGGCCUCGCGCGGCCCCGCUCCCGCGCCGUUGCGCCCUGCUGGUCCUCCCCCCCGCUCUCCCUCGCCGACUCCCUGCGCCCGCCCCGCUCUCCCUCGCCGACUCCCUGUGCCCGCCCCGCCCAGCAGCCAUGGCCGGCCGGUCAUAUUUCCAACACGCACGUCGUCCCCGGCAUCCUCCCCGUGCCCCACUGCCCUAUCCCUACGGCCCCCGUGAGCACCUUCCCUCUUCCCUCCCCGUCCCCGUCGUGCGUAGUCACCGCACUCACCACGCCACCGUCCCGCCACAGCCCGCCGUCCUGCGCCAGUCCCCGCGGCCUCGCGCGGCCCCACGACCCACGCGCGCGCACCUCCUUGCUCUGCCUGCUGCCCCGCCGUGCUCCCCGCAGCCUUGCCGAGACCGCUGCUCUGCCUCCGUCGCCACGGCCCUGCUCCGCCUGCUCGCGCCACCCGGCUCCCCGCCGCCGUGCUGGCCAUCCUUCGCCCGCCCCGCUCUCCGGCGUCUGGCCGCGUCGGCUGCGCCCACCGCGGCCUCGCCCUCCUGGCCUCGCGCGGCCCCGCUCCCGCGCCGUUGCGCCCUGCUGGUCCUCCCCCCCGCUCUCCCUCGCCGACUCCCUGCGCCCGCCCCGCUCUCCCUCGCCGACUCCCUGUGCCCGCCCCGCCCAGCAGCCAUGGCCGGCCGGUGCGCAGCGCUGCCGAGCGCACCCCCAACCCCUGCACCCCGCCGGCCGUCACCCCGCGCCUGUUCGCCGGUGCCCCGGCCCUCCUCGCCCCGGCGAUCUGGGCAAACGCUCAGUCGGGCACCGCAACGCCCGACCCGCCCCGUUAGUGCCCAACGCCCGAUAG